AAUUCAAAGAUAUUCCAUUUCGAAAAAUCUCAUGUGUAAAUACGCUGAUUACCAAAUCGUUCACAAAAGUAGCAUACACGCAUACAUAAAUAAAUUAACAUGACAAAAUACUUUCUUAAACAAUAUUUUUGAAUAUUCCGCCGAAACUAAGUCAAACUUUCUACCUUUUACGUUUAAUGUAUAAUGCAUUACAAUGUUAUUGUGUUUGCGCUUUUAAAACAAGUAUACAGGCCCGGACAUGCCUAAGAAAAAAGCGAAAGUCAAGUCGCCGAUAGUCUAUGCCUUGUGUAGCGGCCGGCGAUCGGUGAAAGAAGAAAUGGAACGCCAUUUUGAUUCCGCUGUCAGUUCGAUUGCAACUUUUGGCGGGAAACGACGACUGCUUACGUUUUUAAAUUAAAAAAUAUAUGCGUGCGUGAAUAACUGAAGUGUCGUAAAAUAAAAUAACGAAAUGGAUUUAAGAGAGAUUAUCAAGUGGUUUAUCCCGUGUUUUCACAUUUUGCUAAAAUUGGACGCUAGAAUGACUCUAAUUUGGUUAUUAUUGUUUUGUAAUCUAUGUCCGAGUAUUAGUGCUAGUGAAUUAGAUGAAAGUAGUAAUUUAAAUAAUGCCAAAAAUGUAGUUAGUUACGAAAAUAAUUUUAAGUUCAGCCAAAGUGAAGUUCAUGGGAAUAAAUCGUUGGUUUCUGAGGAAACGAGCAAUGAAGACACUUCCGUUGGUCGAACAUUCGGUCGUCCAAUGAAGAAGAUGAUGCAAGCGUUGAUCCCGCUUGCGAUGGCCAUCGGAUCAGCUGGUACAUGGGCGGUGGUCGCAGCCCUUAUAGGAGCCAAGACUUUGGUGGUCACGCUCUUUAUACUUAAGCUUCUGCUUAUGGCGGGCGCAGCUAAGUUCGGCGGUCUCCUCGGUGCCAAACUGCAUCAUCAGCCUCAAACACACUACGCUCCUCCAAGCAAGGAGAUCCAUCUACACAUACAUAAUGGCCAACAUGGGCAUCAUGAGCACGAGGAAGAGGUCAUACCUAAUAUAUCUUCGUGGUCCCGCGAUAGUCCCGUCAGUUCUCCCGCCAGCAUUUCAUCGAAGGUGUCAGCGGAGGCUUACAACCCUUACCUAUAUCUAGCGGGCCCUCAGACUAUAAGAACACCAUACGGGAACUACGUCAAAGUAGACUGAGAGCUUACCUAUUUUUUUUGACCUUAGUGUCCGACCGACCUUUUUUUGGGCUUAGCGCGAGAAUCAAAAUAAUAGUUAUCUCUCUUUUGUUCUUUAUUUGGAAGAUAGUCAAAUAUACGAACGAAUGAUAUAGUUCGCGAUAGUUCCUCUGUAUCCUUCAGAAAUAUAAGUAAGGAAUGAGUGCUAACUCCAUACAUCAGUUUUCUUACCGAAACGCGAGUUAUUUCGUAGUCGGCAUCUACUUGACACCAGAUGUCACGAGUGUCGCGACUGACGAAAAAUGUAUAGGGGGCGUGCAUGAACUGUAGAUGUAGCCCAAAAGAUGGCAGAACCUACUAUGCAGAAGAAAACACGUGACGUGCGAAAAAUAGGUAAUUCGCAACUCGUGUCGAUUUAAAACCCUCCCUUCGGUCGUGUUUUAAUUUAUCGCCACUCGUUUCGAAUUUCCUAUUUUUCGCACUUGUAUCGUAAUGUACUAUUAUUGCACCAACAAUUACUACGUAUGUAUAUACUGCGCCGUGGACAGUUUUUUGAGAAGUUUUCACAGAUUAUUUGUUACGAAUAUAUAUGAUUGAUGCACCAAGGCGGUGUGUUUACUGUUUGUGCUAGUGGCGCCCUCUACGCAGAGUUUUGCGUAAUAUUCCCUAUUGAUACGGUAAUGGUAUACGAAGACAAUACAUGUAAAUAUCCAUUUAAUUUAACUAUUGCCCAAAAUAUAAAAAAUGUUACCAAUUGUAUAAGAUUUUGAAGAGUAUUGAUUGUACAUACGUAGGCACUCUUAUUACAUUACUACCUAAUCAUAGAUCAUGUUAUUUAUUGAAAUAUAUUAAUAUAGCCAAUAUUACUUAAGUUAUUUAUAUUUGUUAGUAAUAAAAACUUAAUUAAUA
This is a messenger RNA of Cydia pomonella (codling moth), 2052 nucleotides long. RefSeq lists its product as uncharacterized. The record is from RefSeq and is a predicted model, not a curated record. The transcript has 4 exons. Bases 449 to 1165 code for a protein of 238 amino acids. Lineage: Eukaryota; Metazoa; Arthropoda; Insecta; Lepidoptera; Tortricidae.